Messenger RNA from Balearica regulorum gibbericeps (East African grey crowned-crane), 1142 nucleotides. RefSeq names its product replication factor C subunit 4 (gene RFC4). Gene Ontology annotation, cellular component: nucleus; DNA replication factor C complex. NCBI's taxonomy places the organism in Eukaryota, Metazoa, Chordata, Aves, Gruiformes, Gruidae. The record is from RefSeq and is a predicted model, not a curated record. Gene Ontology annotation, molecular function: DNA binding; ATP hydrolysis activity; ATP binding. Gene Ontology annotation, biological process: DNA repair; DNA-templated DNA replication.
GCAGCCGGCGCAGCGGGGAGCAGCGGGGAGGGCAAGAAGUUCAAACCCAUCCCCUGGGUGGAGAAAUAUCGCCCCAAAAAUGUGGAUGAAGUCGCCUUCCAGGAUGAAGUUGUUGCUGUGCUCAAAAAGUCCUUGGAAGGUGCUGAUCUUCCCAAUCUGUUGUUCUAUGGCCCACCUGGAACUGGAAAGACUUCCACUAUUUUAGCAGCUGCUAGAGAACUCUAUGGGCCUGAAUUAUUCCGGCAAAGAGUCCUUGAGUUAAAUGCUUCUGAUGAGCGUGGAAUACAAGUGAUUCGGGAAAAAGUGAAGUCUUUUGCUCAGCUGACUGCAUCUGGAAGCCGUUCAGAUGGUAAAGUUUGUCCUCCGUUUAAAAUUGUAAUCCUGGAUGAAGCAGACUCAAUGACAUCAGCAGCCCAGGCAGCCUUAAGACGCACAAUGGAAAAAGAAUCUAAAACAACACGUUUCUGCCUUAUUUGUAACUACAUCAGCAGAAUAAUUGAACCUUUAACAUCUCGAUGCUCCAAAUUCCGCUUCAAGCCUUUGUCAGACAAAAUCCAACAGCAGAGACUAUUGGAGGUUUCUGAGAAGGAACAUGUGAAAAUCAGUAGUGAGGCAGUAUCUUACCUUGUUAAAGUGUCAGAAGGGGACUUAAGAAAAGCAAUUACUUUUCUUCAAAGUGCCACUCGCCUAAUGGGUGGGAAAGAGAUCACAGAGAAGAUAGUCACUGAAAUUGCUGGGGUCAUCCCUAAAGAAACAACAGAUGAACUGCUGUCUGUCUGCCAGAGUGGUUCAUUUGAGAAACUGGAAACGCUGGCAAAGAAUCUCAUAAAUGAAGGGUAUGCUGUUGCUCAGCUUGUAAACCAGCUGCAUGAUACCGUUGUUGAGAGCGAAGAUUACAGCGACAAGCAGAAAUCUGUCAUAGUUGAGAAACUUGCGGAAGUAGACAAAUGCUUGGCUGAUGGUGCUGAUGAAUUCCUGCAGCUGAUGAGUCUCUGUGCCCUUGUGAUGCAGCAGCUAACCCAGAACGUUUAACUGCUGGCAGCAGAGCAGCUUUUGUGGGUCGUGGGGUUCUCAGAGCAGGGAGCUGCAGGCUUUUGUACUGGUUUUUUUUGCAAUAAAAGGACUGCUCAGCAGUUGGAAAA